Stegodyphus dumicola is the source of this 1781-nucleotide messenger RNA. RefSeq names its product Syntaxin-binding protein Rop (gene Rop). NCBI's taxonomy places the organism in Eukaryota, Metazoa, Arthropoda, Arachnida, Araneae, Eresidae. Gene Ontology annotation, biological process: vesicle-mediated transport. The record is from RefSeq and is a predicted model, not a curated record.
CUGUGAUUGCGAUACGAAAUAUUUUUUAAAGAUAUUCGCGAAUUACGCAAAAAAUGGCGUUAAAAGAUGUAGUUGGAGCGAAAAUUAUGAAUGAUGUGAUACGAGCUGUAAAAAAGAAGGGCGAUUGGAAAGUCCUCGUAGUGGAUAAAUUAGGGAUGAGAAUGAUAUCAGCAUGUUGUAAGAUGCACAGAAUAGCCCAAGAGGGUAUAACAAUUGUGGAAGAUAUUGAAAAAAUUCGUGAGCCGUUACCUAACAUGGAAGCUAUCUACUUGAUAACACCUACUGAUAAGUCUGUUGAACGACUAAUGCGGGAUUUUCAAGUGAAUCGGAACAUGUAUAGGUCUGCUCAUAUUUUUUUCACAGAAGCAUGUCCUGAUGAAUUAUUUAAUGAACUAUGCAAAUCGCCAACUGCUAAAUAUAUAAAAACCUUGAAAGAAAUCAAUAUUGCCUUUCUUCCUUAUGAAUCUCAGGUCUUUUCACUGGAUUAUCCAGAAACAUUUCAGUUAUAUUACAAUCCUUCAAAAAGUUCUCACUCUGCAAAUCUUGAACGCAUUGCUGAACAAAUAGCAACUGUUUGUGCAACCCUUGGAGAGUAUCCGAACCUUCGAUAUCGAUAUGAAUUUGAUCGAAAUGUAGAAUUAGCACAAUUGAUUCAACAAAAAUUAGAUGCCUACAAAGCAGAUGAGCCUACAAUGGGAGAAGGUCCUGAGAAAAUGAGAUCACAGUUACUUAUCUUAGAUAGGGGUUUUGACUGCGUGUCACCACUUUUGCAUGAAUUAACUUUCCAAGCCAUGGCCUAUGAUCUUCUUCCUAUUCAGAAUGAUGUUUACAAAUUUGAAACUUCCACUGGGCCAGAUGUUAAUGUAAAAGAAAAGGAAGUUCUGUUGGAUGAAAAUGAUGAUCUGUGGGUCGAACUGCGUCAUCAACACAUUGCUAUUGUAUCUACGAGUGUUACCAAGCAGUUAAAGACAUUCAUUGAAAGCAAACGAAUGGCAGCAUCAACUGAUAAAGCAAGUUUUAAAGAUUUAUCUGUGAUGAUAAAGAAAAUGCCUCAGUAUCAGAAAGAAUUGAGCAAAUAUUCCACUUAUUUGCAUUUAGCUGAAGAUUGCAUGAAGUGUUACCAGGGGAAUGUUGAUAAACUAUGUAAAGUUGAACAAGAUUUAGCUAUGGGUACAGAUGCUGAAGGUGAGAAGAUAAAGGAUCCUAUGAGGAACAUUGUUCCUAUUUUACUUGAUGGUGCUGUUAGUGCAUUUGAUAAAAUACGUAUAAUACUGCUAUAUAUACUUUCAAAAAAUGGUAUUACAGAAGAGAAUCUUGCUAAAUUGAUCCAACAUGCACAGAUUCCACCAACUGAGAAAGCAAUGAUAACAAACAUGGCUAUGCUGGGAGUCAAUAUAGUAACUGAUGGAAGCAGGAAAAAGCCAUAUCAAGUACCAAGAAAAGAAAGGAUUACCGAACAAACUUAUCAAAUGUCCAGGUGGACACCCGUUAUUAAAGACAUAAUGGAGGAUGCUAUAGAUGAUAAAUUGGAUGCCAAGCAUUUUCCGUUCUUAGCAGGACGUGUAGCUCCAACUAAUUACGGACGUCCGACACCAACCAGUGUGCGAUAUGGUCACUGGCACAAAGACAAAAAUGCCCCAAAUGUAAAGAAUCUUCCACGUUUGAUUGUGUUCGUUGUUGGAGGAACUUGCUAUUCUGAGUUGAGAUGUGCAUAUGAAGUUACUAAGGAAUACAAAAAUUGGGAAGUAAUUAUAGGUGAGAAUAAUCUCUUUUUAAUCCCA